Molecule: messenger RNA, 1057 nt
Organism: Pyricularia grisea
Lineage: Eukaryota; Fungi; Ascomycota; Sordariomycetes; Magnaporthales; Pyriculariaceae
Exons: 3
Coding region: 77-841 (254 amino acids)
Source: RefSeq, a predicted model, not a curated record
UCCCGGACACAGUUUCCGACUAACAUAUCCAUGUCACAUUACACCAAACUCGGGCUGGAUCUAAAAAGUGCGCAUUAUGGAAAACCAUUCACAGCAGCCCAAUUCAGGGCAACAGCCACCCCAAUUUGAGGAUGAGCGACUUUUUUCCGACUUUGACAGCUACCCUUGGAAGGCAGACUCGGUGUUCCUGACUGGCUUGAUCGCUCUCCUCGGCGGCGUUGACAAGCUCCGCCCAGACCCGUCCCAUGCCGACCUGGCUGUCCAUGCUCGCAUUUUCUACUACCAACAAGCACACAACGCACGGGUAGACUUUUCGGCCUACAAGCAAUGGGCUGCAGCAUCAACGGCCAGAAAUGCCACAGGAACCGAGGUGCUUCAAGCUCUAUACUGGGCACGCGAACAAAUUUCAGCACUUGAUGGUAUACCGCCACCCAAUGCGGCAGACGCGGUCGCUGCGGUCGCGCAACAGUAUGUGCCGCCUCCCCCAGACCCCGCUUGGCAGCAGGCGGCGCCGGCCCAACCACUGCGCGUUUCCCACGCCGCCGCAUCUGUUGGUGGGGAUGGAGGCACUGGAGCCGCCCCUUACCCAGCCCACUUUGCAGAACUCAUCGCCGCGGUCCAGAACAACCAGCCGGUGCCUGGCGUGCGCGAGAUUCCCGACACGGUCAUUCGAGAUUCUAACGUUAAGCCCGUUGGCAAAAUGACUGCACCAAAGAAACCAUGGGAACUUGGAAGGACUUCAUCUACAGAAGCCCAGGGUGGCCAAGCUUUGCAGCACGAUGCGACAGUCGAUCAAGACUUUCCCCCUAUUGAUGGAGAGGCGCAGGCACAACCUAAUUAGCGGCGGCCAGCCGUGACGGAAGCUAGGGAAGUUUUAUCGUAGUGGUUUCUCGGUUCUUAGCAGCAGUAUUAUAUUGUCUUGGACAAAACGUGAUAGCCGCUUUUCCCUAUCUAUCGCGCACCCAGGCAUCCAGGGGUACGGUGCAUUGUGUGCAUGGAUGACGUCAAGUACGUGUCCACUUCAGCACGGCAAGUGCAUGUACUGCCACUACACCUA